AUGUCAGUACUUCGACUUCAAGCCUCACGACUUCUCAGACCCGCUUCAGCCCCUUCCGCUAGAGCGUGGAGCAGGGGAUACGCUGCCAGUGUACACGGUAAUGACCCAGAGAUCCUCGAUAAAGAGAAAGCUAAGAACUUGGAAGGAAAACAAGAUGAUUCUUCUCCCCACAAGGAACAUGCUCCAGGAUGGAAUGAACAUCUUGCCUCUCACGCUGAGGCUGCCGUCAAGGCUGACCAAGCUGGACCUACUGGAAAACCAGGAAAGGAACUUCAAGAUGCUACAGUAGAACACACUCACAAGAAGCACAAGUAA
Molecule: messenger RNA, 315 nt
Organism: Kwoniella shivajii
Lineage: Eukaryota; Fungi; Basidiomycota; Tremellomycetes; Tremellales; Cryptococcaceae
Exons: 5
Coding region: 1-315 (104 amino acids)
Source: RefSeq, a predicted model, not a curated record